CUUUGACCUUUUCAGUACAUAUCCAGGUUCACGGCUAGGUCAACAUAACCUGAAAGAAGAUAACUUGGAACUCCAUCUUUGUAUUCAAGUGGAUGAAAGAAAAAUUUAUCAGAAUUUUAUGUGAAUAAUCGAUAGAUCUACAGAGAACCCUACUAAGAUAAACACUUACGGACAGCUCCCAUGGCAACACCAAAGAAACAAAUGGCAUCACAGAAGAAGUUGACAAUAACUUUCUCCCUGCCUCCUACUGCUACUGUGAAGAAGGAACCUUCCCUUCCUGAUCCAACUGAAAUAGUUAUGCAGGAGGACCAGAUGUCAGAUUCAGAAAUAGUUUAUAACGUGGAUGAGAUAUCAGACGAAGACCUCAUUAGCCUUUCUGUGAGAGAACUCAAUAGGGUGCUCAAGAACCUCAACAGAGAGGAUGUGGCACGUCUCAAACAACGUCGACGUACACUUAAAAACCGUGGAUAUGCGGCAAAUUGUCGUGAAAAAAGAAUGUCACAGCGUGAGGAACUUGAACUUGAAAAGUCUGCACUUUUAGAGGAAAUCGAGCGGUUACAAACUGAGAAUCAAAUUGUGAAAAUGGAACUCCAAGCUUUAAAGUCAAAAUAUCUUUCCCUCGAACAAUACUCAGACUCAAAUGGAGUCCGAAAACUUAUUUGCAUUAAAAAAGAGCCAUACGAUGAUAGCUCGAAGGAAUGACUCAUGAAAUGAAAUUUCACUGCAGUUUAAAUAUGUCAAAUAAUUUUUGUGGCAAAUUACAGGAGGACUCAUCCCAGAAAUCCCAGUGUGACCUUUCAACCUUAACAACGUAGAACGAUCCACCAGGACAAUUUAUCACAACAAAAUGAUAACUGUACUCCCAGUUCAUUUUGCAAAUUUUAAUUUCGUAAACUUUGAGAAAUCACAAUUUUGCGGCUGUUACAUUUCACGGAUUUCACAAGUUUGAUUUUAAUUUUUCUCUGAAUCUUCAAGCUCACUUUUUGGAUUUGACUUACAUUUGCUAGAUUUUGGUCAAAUUUGGUUUUCAAAUUUUCCAAAUCCUUUUAAUUGGCAUAUUUACCACAAUCGCGGAUUGUGCGAAAUUAAAUUGCGCGUAAAAAUACUGGGAGUACAGUAUAUAUGCCUGUACCUCUUAUGUGC
Owenia fusiformis is the source of this 1143-nucleotide messenger RNA. The record is from the annotation of a GenBank genome assembly. Lineage: Eukaryota; Metazoa; Annelida; Polychaeta; Sabellida; Oweniidae.